AAUUUAAGGACAUCUAAAAUUAUGUCCGAGGAAACCGGAAAAUGGUUAGACUUAGAAGGAAUACCAGGGCCAUCAAGUAAAAAACAAAAGCCCAACACUCCUGAAAGUAAUAUUGGCCCUGAACACGAAAUCGAGACCGCGCAGCACGAGGAUGGAUCAAAAACAAAAGCCCGGUUGCCAGAUUUGGUUGUUAGGGAAGCAUCGAUUAUUAAAAAUGACGUCAGGCCGUCUCAAAAAAUAACAGACCAAAAAGCAAACAAAGAUUCGCGUUUCAUGAAAGAAAAUCGAACUGCCGUUAAAAAUUUCGGGCAGACGCCAAAUGAAAGAUAUCAAGAAGUUAUGCAGGAUAUUUUGCGUCAGAAAAUGCGGGAUUCGUGGCUGAAUACUUCCUAUCAACGAGCUAUUUGGAACGCUAGAAGACGUCUUCUUCAGGGCGAUUUAUUGGAAGAUUUACCUACAGAGGAGAAACAUAUUGUAUCAUCACUGAUCUCGCCGCAAAUGAAACCUGACUAUUCGAAAUGGAAAUAUCCGAAGACCAAACAUCCAUACGGACUUCGGCUUCCACAGCUCCAAAAUUCUGCAGCGAAUUCAGCUGAUCUAACACCAUUAAGUGCGACUAACGAUUUAUCUCAAGGAUUUCUACCUGAGCAUUUUGUGCAAGCGUUUCAUGCCGAAGAGGAAUUGAAAAAAAUAGAAAGUUCGGGACUACAGGUGUACCCGAUAGAAUUUGUAUCCUUAUCUGAUCGAUUAACAUUACAUGAGCCCCCAUGGUUGGCAGCGCUUCGAUUUGGAAGGGAAAGUGGCAGCUACGACAACUUUGGACUUUGUUAUGGCUGUUUUCACAAGAAGGGACCACAUUAUCAUUACAACGCACCGAUCCGAAUAGGAGGCGGAUACUCGAUAUAUCGUCGUCAUCCGUUGCAACCGUUAGACAUUGUACCUGCUAACAUUAAAGUUGAUACUGGGAGAUGGAUCGUGCAUGGUGACGAACAAUCAGGUUCGACCAUGUUCGAUCAAGAAAUUCGUGACGCAACAAUGGGAGAUGAUUUCUCGACUCGCUUAUUUCACGGAUUUCUUGAUAAUGGAGGUGAUCCGGAUGCAUUAAAGGAAUAUUUGGAAUCAAAUUUCGAUCCCGAAGUUUUGAAAGAUCUACAGAUGUUAGGUAUAAACGUCCAAUUAAUUAAAGAAUAUGCGGAACUUCUACGAGGUCACAUCAAAGAAAAAAUGACGUUGAAACUCGAAAAACAAUCGGGAAUCGUAAAGGCAAAUGACCGUGAAAUUGAAUUGGUCAAACGAUUCAUAGAAAUCAUCAGUGCUGGAGGAGAUCUGGACAUGCUGCUUUGUCUUCUUCGAUUUGGACGCAACAGUGAUGAUAUAUUGAAGUUUGAAAAGCAGGGUGGAAAUGUUGAGCUUCUCGAGCACUAUGCAUCCAGACUUUUGAGAGAUUUUGCUGGCAUCCAAGAUGCCAAAUUUGACGCCGAAAGCGAUGAUGAUCUUACUACGGAACAGAAACAGAUGAAAACGGAAAUAAUAGAAAGUCUUCGCCUAUACAUCGAAAAUGAAAUAGAUCACAAACAUGCAAAUAUAUUGCUGGAAUAUAUUUCACGCGGUGGAAAACUUGACGUUCUUCUGGAAUAUAUAGAUAAAGGAGCGUCAUCUGCUGGUGUGCUUCAAUAUGAAGCCGAAAAUGGCGACAUUUCUUUGGUACAAGAAUAUGCUGAGAAGUUUCCCAACAAGACAAUGUUAAUACGUGAUAUUGAAAAAUUUGUGAAAAAUCAUUUCCGUAGCUACGCAACCGCUAAUCUACUACAAAAAUAUAUAGAGAACGGAGGAAAAGUGAAAAUAUUGAAACAAUAUGUAAAUGAUGGAUGUUCAUUCUCUUCCGAACGAGUCCAAAAGUAUGUAAAAGAAGGAGGAAACGUUCGAUUAUUACAGGACAUUGGUGAAAAAUUUGCAAAUGAUCGCACAAUCAGAGAAGAUUUGGAACAAUUCCCGGAUGAUCCGAAAAUUGUUGAAGCUUACAUAAGAAGAGGAGGAAAUUUUCCAAAACUUGUCAGGGCAAUUGCUGAUGCCACGGAUGAUCCACUCAUUGAGGAUUACGUGAAAAGAAAGGCGGAUGCUGCAAUAAACGUUCUUAAAAUUACUUCACACAAAUCGAAAAAAGCAAGAAACAAGAGGAAUAUGGCAACAAGAUAUUCCAAAUCAGCGAACGGGUUGUUGCAGACAAAUUUCUACCCGCGCCCUAAAUCAGCUGAUGAUAAAGAUAGAUCCACUCGUUCUGUGUCACCAGGGGAUUUGCACGCACUGAUGGAAUCGCCUAAUACUUUGGCUCACAGUCUAUUGCCUCGCUUAUUGGAAACAGCGAGAGCAGAAUUGAAGUACGACAAACUUAUGGCCACAGAUGAAAUACUCAAACAGAAUGAGGGAGCAUUUCUAGCAAAGACUGUUGAAAUCAACCAAGAAAUGUUGCCGGUUACUUCGGUAUACAUGGGUAAUAUAGGAAGACAAAUUCCGUUCAGCAUUUAUCACAGUAGCGACUCAAAAGUGUCAUCAACAGUUUCAUUGCUGACAGGAAAACAAAGACCACGGCUCUGGAAAGCUCCGGCACCAUUUACAAUCAGAAAAAGUGAUGUUUCUCCAACUCAACCACAAUUACCGUUUUCGGAGAAUCGACAAUAUGACAUUUCCUCGCUAUCGGAAGAUCGCAUACUUGAAAUUGAAAGGAAACAGCGACAUGAACUUGAUGUUUUAAGACGAAAUUAUAACUCGAAAGAUUUUCAUGACAACUGGAGGGUCGCUGUAAGAAGUCCUGCUGGGUCAGUGAUAAGCGAACACGAUUCUACAACGAUGGGAGAAUUUGAAGAAACAAAACCAGUCAGCCUGCAGACCGGACAAGAUUUUGAGCCAGCCAUAAAAAAGAAAGACAAAGCUUCCCGUCGUGAACAGCAACGGAGAAAGAUGAAAAAGUUAAAACAAGGGAAAAAUCGUGCAGGGUCCAGAAAAGAGAGAAGUUUGUCUCCGGCACCAAGACGGUCGUCAUCUUCAUCUUCUCUCACUCUUCCAGAUUCACCUAAGUUGGAUGCUAAUGUCGCCAUGCCAAGCAAGGAAUUGAUGAGGGCGAAUGACGACAUAUUUUCGCCCACUGUUGGCUUGUCGAGAGAAGGAACAAAAGCGAGCUCACGCAGCAGGUAUUUAGCAGCACUAUUGGCUGAAGACAUCUCAAUAUUUGUAUCAAUUAUACUUAUACAAUAUACAUUUACCAAGCUUCAACUUUUCAAAAUUCUGCUCAGAUCAAGUUCUGAGGAAUCUGGAAAGAGGGAUAAACCAGAAACAAAAUCAAUCUUAACAAAAGAACGAAAAUCUACUGCAGACUUGACAAUUGGAAUCAGUUCGAUCAGUCUUCCUGAUUCCCAAUCCACCUCAUCCGAUAAAUCGAUUCUGUCCGAAAUGGAAAGAAAAUCGCCAGAAUCUAACGAUGAAAACAUCAUGCGGAGUCAUAUUGUUGGAAAACCACCGAAGCAUGUGCUUCCGCCCCUUCCGAAAUUGCCGGAUAUAAAUAAUGACGACGAGCCUCCAUCACCUAUUUAUCAAUCUGCGUUUGGAAAACCAACACCACGUUCAUCGCGUUCAAAAAUACCAAUUCUCCCCGAGAUGAUUGAUAAUCCCGAGACACAGAUGUCUGAAGAACAAAAUAAACUCAAAAAAGAAGAUGCAGAAAGAAUGUUGGAAAAUAUGAAAAACAAAGGAAAGAUGAAAACCAGACCUUUGACAAGAGGCAAGUCUAACGCUGAAAUGUUACUUGAUGCUGAAACGCCUGGAAGUGCUGUUGAUGACGUUUUGAAAAAAUUUUGCAUUAUAAGAGAGGAAAGCCUUCCCAGAUAUCGUCAUAUAUUCGACAAACAUCUGAUGUUAAAAGAGAUGAGAUUGAGGGAAAGAGCGAUGAAAGCAAAACGAGCGAACAAUGAGUUGUUCAACGAAGAUUCUUUCGAAGAUGUUACAUUAGAGGAAAGUUACAGGGAAGGACCUGCACAUGUUGAAUUGAAAAAACUCAUGUUUCUGGCUGAAUUACUGGCUGAUAAAAUCGAUACAACUGAACAUGAAAUCGUGGUGGCCAAAGGAUGCUUGGAUAGAGCUAAAGCGUUAACAGCUCGAGAGAUUCUCUUCAAAACCCAGCCGUCUCUCGCGACACCUCGUAGACGGAAAACGCCCAAAACACGCCCAACUUCAACAUCAGUUUUCGGCAGAAACGCAGUCUUAGACGAAGAUUUUCAAAACGAGAAAGAAAUCAUGGAGAACGCCGAAACUGCAAUGAGCAUUACGCAACAAAAGUAUGAUUAUGACCAGUCAGCAAGAAUUGGGUAUGAAAGCAGAAGUGGAACGCCAAGACAAAAAAUGCAACAACCAACAUUACACCUUCCGGAGAUAAGAGCACCGCAAAGUGGAACACUGGAAAUUCCUUUGGAAGAACUCAAUGAUGCACAAGUCUUAAAUAAACUUAGUACAAAACAUCGUAAAGAAAUCGGAAUUGAUCCAGUGGUAAAACACAACACAGCUGCUUUUCUAGCGUUGCAAGAUAAAUUAAAGCGAAUGAAAGAAAGACAAAAGAAACUUUUAGAACGUUUGGAAAAGCAGAAACUCGAAGCUGAGAGAGAAAGAGGGAAUGAAAAACACGAAAAAAGUAAAAAAGAGACUUUCAUCAGGCAACAAAGCGUGGUUUAUCAAGCACUUCAUCCAGCAGACGAUCCAGUUUUAUCUAUCGAUGACGUACCAGAAGCAUUACGUGACGUCAAUGGAGAAAUUUCCAGAGCAGAUAGUGCUGUUAUUUUCGAGGCUUUAGACUUCCCGCGCCAUAGUGAAGAGGUUAAUUUCCGAGUGUUUUGUAUCCUGGCGGCUCUCAGUGAAAGCGCAGUGUCAAUCCAGCCUUUGGUAAAGAGAUUGGUGAAGACCAGAGACGCCAGGGCUCUCAAUGUUAAGAUGGAUAAAUGCAAGGAAAUUUACGGCUUCCUACUUGGCACAAGUCUGGAUAAUUUACAAUCAGAAUUGCGUUCCAGCAGCUUCUCGUCUGCUCAAUAUCACCAGGUUCUGAAGAAGCUUACGAGAGACGAAGGAAAACUAUCUUUUCUUGACUUCGUAACUUAUGUUCCUUUAUUUUUGGACAUUCACCAGAAAAUAGUAGCAAGUCCUCUGCGUGGCUGAGAUAAAUAAAAAAAAUUUAGUAGCACAUAUGGAAGGUUUUGAGCACUAGCAAAAAAAAUUUAACACACGUCACAGCAAUCAUGUGAAUUUCCUGAUUGAAUGAUGCUCGGAUCUUAUGAGUUUUUGUAACGCUAUGAUUGCUUUCGAGCAUAUACCGAACCCAACCCAAAAGAAGAGCCAACCUCCGACACCCGACUUCUCUAUCAGUUCAUGACCAUCGAAAUCUCUCUUUAGCGUUGUUUAUCGUUGGUAAUCGCUUUUUAUUUGACGCUGCAUUGCACUAGUGAAAAAUCUUCAAAUAAUUGUUAAAAAUAUUGUCUUGUAUUUUCACCAUGCACUUUUGUUUGUCAUUUAAAUCUUGAAAGCCAUAAAAUAUGCACUGCUCAAUUGUGAAGCACAUCAUCAUAAAUUUUUUCUAUUGUUGCAGAUAAUUGUAUAUAUGUAUAUCAUUAUUUUUAAUAAAAUUGCACUUAGUAUUGAG
Styela clava is the source of this 5677-nucleotide messenger RNA. The record is from RefSeq and is a predicted model, not a curated record. Lineage: Eukaryota; Metazoa; Chordata; Ascidiacea; Stolidobranchia; Styelidae.